Colletotrichum spaethianum is the source of this 1101-nucleotide messenger RNA. Its product is annotated as quinate dehydrogenase. The coding region runs from base 1 to 1101 and encodes 366 amino acids. The record is from RefSeq and is a predicted model, not a curated record. The transcript has 2 exons. Lineage: Eukaryota; Fungi; Ascomycota; Sordariomycetes; Glomerellales; Glomerellaceae.
AUGUCCGACGACGAGGCCGACCCCGAACUCUUGGCCCUCCUCCGCCAGCACUUCCAGGGCAAGCUCAACGUCGAUGAUGAGCCGGAGACGGGUGUCCUCGAUGGCGCCGAGUUUGUCUACGACAACUCCAUCGACGUCGCCAUCGACAUGAGGGCCACUAAGCGCGCCGCCGCCACCAUCUACGCUCAGAUGGAGCACAAGCAGUACUCGACCUCAACCUGGGCCGAGCAUGAGCUGCACCCCAAGACCAAGGACGAGGCCACCGCGGCCUUCAUCUUCACCAUGGACCUGCUCAAUUUCUGCUUCUGGUCCGAGAAGCCCCAGGAUGAGAGGUACGCCGUCGAGUACCGCGGCAAGACCUGGACCGGCUACUGGAGCAUGGUCGCCUCUCUUCAGCGCGCCCUCGACGAGGGCAUCCCCAUCACCAGCUCCGAUUUCUGGCAGAGCGAGGACGAGUGUAACAUGGAACUCAUGAGGCAUGUCUUCCGCUCCAAGACGGAGGAGGAGAUGCCCUUGCUCGAGGAGCGUCUGGCGUGCCUGCGUGAGGCCGGCACCGUGCUGUAUGAGAGGUACAACUGCAGCGUCACGAAGCUCAUCGAGGCCGCCAACGGCUCUGCCGCCAGGCUGGUCAACCUGCUCGCCCGGGACUUUGAUUGCUUCCGUGAUGAGCACAAGUUUGAGGGUCGUCGGAAGCCCGUGAGGAUCCUCAAGAGGGCCCAAAUCCUCGUGGCGGAUAUCUGGGCGUGCUUUGGCGGCGAGGGCAUCGGUGCCUUCCGUGACAUUGACAAGAUUACAAUGUUCGCCGACUACCGCGUUCCGCAGAUCCUCAAUACCAUGGGCUGCUUGUACUAUAGCCCUUCGCUGGCGACGGCUAUUAUCGACAAGCGAGUCAUUGAAAGUGGAUCGAGGUUGGAGUUGCAGAUGAGAGCGUGCAGUAUCUGGUGCGUCGAGCUCAUUAAGCGGGAAAUCCAGAAGGAGCACCCCGGAACGAGCGUCAACGCCAUUCUGAUUGAUUUCUUUUUGUAUGAUACCAUGAAGGAGUUGGAGGCCGCUGGCACAGAGACGGUGGGACAUCACCGGACGAGAAGUAUCUGGUACUAG